Messenger RNA from Corvus hawaiiensis (hawaiian crow), 2407 nucleotides. It is a transcript of the gene LETMD1, whose product is annotated as LETM1 domain containing 1. Gene Ontology annotation, biological process: intracellular monoatomic cation homeostasis. Bases 51 to 1169 code for a protein of 372 amino acids. Gene Ontology annotation, molecular function: ribosome binding. The record is from RefSeq and is a predicted model, not a curated record. Gene Ontology annotation, cellular component: mitochondrial inner membrane. The transcript is spliced from 9 exons. Lineage: Eukaryota; Metazoa; Chordata; Aves; Passeriformes; Corvidae.
CCAAUCAGCGCUCAGAGCCCCACGUGAUCGCCGGCCUCUGACCCGCCAAGAUGGCGCUGUCCAGGGCCGCUGCCCGUGGGGGGCUCUGGCGCCUCGGCCCCGCCGCCCUGAGCCCCUCUUGGGGGCGGAUGGAGUCGCAACUCGCUCUGGGAGUGUCCAGGUGCGGGGGGUGGGGGCGCAGGUGCCAGGUGUGUUGCCAGGUGCGCAGGUGCCAGGGGCGUUCCCUCUCCACCCGCGCCGCCUCCCGCGCCCUCGUGGCCGCCGUGGCCGCCGCAGCCCGGCGGGUCAACACCAGGUACGAGCGGUACCUGGAGAGGAGCUUCCCCCGGUUCUAUGUCCUGCACAGCACCUUCAAAACAGGAGUCCAGGCACUCUUCCUGGAAGUGAAGGAAAUCAGGAGAAUCAAGUCCAAGAUGUCCCAGCAGCGGCUGAGCCCGCAGCAGCUCCCGUACCGCGACAUGGAGCGGCUGCGCCAGUUCCGCAGGGAUGUGCUCAAGGCCAUUCCCAUCGGGAUCAUCGCCAUCCCGCCCUUCGCCAACUUCCUGGUCAUUGUCUUGAUGUAUUUCUUCCCACGGCAGCUCCUGAUCCGCCAGUUCUGGACACCCAAGCAGCGGGUGGAGUUCCUGGAUGCCUACGACUCCAUCCGGAGGGGCUCCUACCCCGCCGUGGUGCGGAGCCUGGCGCUGGCAGCGCGUUCCCUGCCCGAGCCCCAGCCCCGGGAGCUCCUGCAGCAGCUCUGUGCCCAGGUGCAGGGAGGUGCCCGGCCCCACCUGGCCCAGCUCUUGGCCGUGAGGAGUUUGUUCUCUGGGUCUCUGCUGGCGCUGAGCAGGCUCCAGGUGGAUCAUGUGAGAGCCCUGGGCCAGGUGCUGUUCCUGACCCCACACCUGCCGGCCUUUUUCCUGCGCUAUCGGCUGCGGAGCCACGUCCUGGAGAUCCGACACCUGGACCGGGCCCUGCUGUGCCUGGGCCUGGGGCAGCUCUCUGAGGAGGAGCUCCGAGCGGCCUGUUACCUGCGUGGGCUGAACUCCACUCACCUGGGCCGGGCCGAGUGCCGAGCGUGGCUGGAGCAGUGGCUCAGGCUCUCCUGUGAGCUCCAAGCCUCCGAAGCUUCUCUCCUGGCCCACAGCAUGGUCCUGCUGUCCCUCAACUACAGCCGGCCUCCAGAGUGACGGCCGCGUGCCCCCGAGCCCGGCCUGGCACCCUGACGGACCAUGGAGUGACCGCUGCGUGUCCCUCCCCUCAGCCUUGUGCCCCGACCUGGUCAUUCCCAGCCCGGUGCUGCCAAAAUCCCAGCGUUUUGUGGAGCUGGCGCUGGGUUUUCCCUUCCUUCGGAGCCGUCAGAGCGGCCGGCAGCUCGGAGAGGUGGCUUCGGCAUUCCAGUAAUUAACUGCAUCCCGUUAAUUGUGGGAGAGAGCGAGCGAGCGAGCGGCUCCCUGGCCCGGGGAUGUUCCCGUGGGAUCUGGUGGAUGCUUCCCAUGGGAUUUGGCAGCCGUGACUCGGUGCUGGAGGAUUUUCCUCUGUUCCUUUUCUCUACUGAUCAGUCUUUAAACGUAACACCCCCCCCCCCCCACCCAGGGCUUCAGAAGCUCCCUCAAACUCCCCCCAGAGCCUCCCAAAUCCCUGGGGGGGACCUUCCCCAGAGCCUUGGGGGGGUUCUGGGGUUUGCCCGGAGCAGGGGGGUGGGUGGAGGCAGGAGGGAGUUGGAGCUGGGAUGCCCCUGCUGACUCCAGGGGUGGGAAGGGCCGAGCAUGGGGGACCCAAAUUCAGCCUCCUUGAAGUGUCUUAGAGCUUUUCCCCCUGCAUUUCCCACUCGGCAGCGGCGGCUCCAGGGAUUUGGGGGGGUUAAACCCCCCCUGCCCCGCCCUGCAGGAGGAAUCCCUGACCCCAGAGCUGGGUGGUUUGUCAAAGCCCAAAGGAAUCGUGGCUCUGGUGUCUUUGGGGGAGCCCCUCGGUGGCUCUGUCUGACACGGGGCAUGGGGACAGCUGGAGAGUUUCCCUUUGAAGCAGAUUUGGGGUAUCAAAGGGUAGGAGCCAUCCCCCUUCCUGCUGUUUUUUGUGAAUUGGGGACCCCCCCCUCCAUGAGGAAUUCAUCGGUGGGGGGUAUUUAACCCCUUUUCAGCCACAACCCACAUCUAACUUAACCAUUUCUUUUCUUUUUCCACUUACGUAUUCCCCAUAAAUACGGCGUCGUUCAGGAAAUAGAGUGAAAAAAAAUGUGUAAUAUUGAGGAGAAGCUUUGGAUUCACAAAAUCAGGGAAAAUAAAAAAUGAAAAAUCCAGUGGGAGCUCAGAGGAAUUUAAGGGGACACCUGGAUUUUGAGGAGCAGGGGGACUCAGAAGCACCAGGACCAACCAAGACCUGGUGUUAGUGUGCAUUAAUUCCAAUAAAAAUUAUAUUAAAAUGCAAA